Messenger RNA from Drosophila hydei, 1851 nucleotides. Its product is annotated as protein 5NUC. Gene Ontology annotation, cellular component: plasma membrane. Bases 73 to 1851 code for a protein of 592 amino acids. The transcript has 6 exons. The record is from RefSeq and is a predicted model, not a curated record. Gene Ontology annotation, molecular function: hydrolase activity. Lineage: Eukaryota; Metazoa; Arthropoda; Insecta; Diptera; Drosophilidae. Gene Ontology annotation, biological process: AMP catabolic process.
UAGUUCAUAGUUAACUUAUCAACUUCAAUCAUUUAUAGACUAAAUAACAAAAUAAAAACAGCAAAUGAAUAAAUGAGUCUCAAAAGUGUUUCAAUGAUCGUCAAGUGGAAUGUGGAUUACUGGAUUUUCAUCAUACUAUUGCUAUUGUUUGUUGGGCGAAAUCUAGGCUUUAGGUUCUCCAUAGUACACAACAAUGAUAUACGAGGCAGAUAUGUGUCUAUAAAGAGCCCCAAAGAAACUUGUCCCAUAGGCGACGAUGAGCGGGGUCUGUGCUUUGGGGGCAUGGCGAGAGUAGCUACGGCUGUGGCCAAGGCACGAGCUGAGGGUCCGACGAUUUAUCUGAAUGCUGGCAAUACAUUUCAAGGCACGCCCUGGUAUACUUUAUACAAGGGAGAUCUAGCGGCUGAGCUGCUGAAUAUUAUUGAACCAGAUGCAGUGUCUUUUGGCAAUCAUGAGUUCGAUGACAACGUGAAAGGUCUGAUGCCUUUUUUAAGGAAUGCAAAGUUUCCCGUUGUCUGCACUAAUAUGGAGUUUGAGAAGAAUCCAAUACUACGCAACAUUACCAACUUAGCCAAGUCGGUUAUCAUCACAAAAUUUGAAAUGAAGAUUGGAGUCGUCGGCUAUGUAACACCCAUGACAGUGAGUGAAGUGGCAGGUCUUCAAGUUGAAAUUCAAAAUGAAAUACCGGCCAUAAAUGCCGAAGUGAAAAAACUAAUUGCUAAGGGAGUUAAGAUCAUCAUUGCCCUCGGAAACUCUGGCUACAAAAUGGAUCAAGAGAUUGCCGAGAAUUGCAUGGAUGUCGACAUUGUCGUCGGCGGACACUCGAGAACGUUUCUAUUCACUGGCUCUCCACCAGCUAAGGAGAUACCUGAGGGCAAUUAUCCGACUGUGGUCACCCGAUCAAAUGGUCAACAAGUGCCUGUGGUUCAGGCAUAUGCAUUUGGCAAAUAUUUGGGUAAACUUGAUGUCGAGUUUGACAAUGGAGGAUAUCUGAUCAAAUAUACUGGCUCACCCAUACUAUUGGACGAUUCGAUACAGCAUGAUAUCAGAGUCCGAUCUAUGUUGGCCGGAAAGCGAGCUACAAUAGAAAAACUUGAAGAGAAAAUUGUUGGCACAACGAAGGUGCUGCUCAAUGGGGACCCAUCCGUGUGCCGAGAGCGCGAAUGUAAUUUUGGCAGCUUCAUUGCAGAUGCCUUUGUCUACGCCCGUGUUAUUGAGAACUACGGCGGUGUUUAUUGGACGGAUGCUGCAAUAGGCAUCAUGAAUGCGGGAGGUAUACGCUCGAGCAUAGAUCCGGGAUCAGAUGGAUCCAUAAGCGAAAUGGAUGUCAUGAAGGCUUUGCCCUUUGGCAAUCGCGUAGUAGUCAGUCGGAUUACGGGCAAAGAUCUUCUCAAAGCUUUGGAGUAUUCGGCCACGUUGCGUCACACCAAGAAAGAUGGCGGCUUUCUGCAGGUGUCUGGCAUUCGCAUGGUCAUCAACUACAAUCAACCCAAGGGAAGGCGCAUCACAUCAAUAAACGUUCUAUGCUCUCACUGUAGAAUUCCCGAAUACCUGCCCUUAAUUAAAGACCGACACUAUUCGGUGAUUGUGCCCAAUUAUCUUUUCAAUGGUGGCGAUGGUCACAAAUACUUCAAGGAUCCCACAGAACCGAGUUUUGAAGAGCUCGAACUGAUUGAUAGGGAAAUCUUAAACAAGUACUAUAUGGAGCACAAAGUGGUUUAUCCCAUGCUGGAAGGUCGCAUAACUAUAAUUAACAAAAAGCGGCGAACAAGUGCCGCAUCGACCCAAACACAAUGUUUACUCAUUCCCAUUGUUCUAAUUACCAAAUAUUCUAUAUUUUUUUAUUGGUAA